Molecule: messenger RNA, 2864 nt
Organism: Prorocentrum cordatum
Lineage: Eukaryota; Dinophyceae; Prorocentrales; Prorocentraceae
Source: the annotation of a GenBank genome assembly
AGUCCCCCGGCGGUAAGCAUCGUGCAGUCGGACAGCCUGCCCCUGGCCCGCCGCGCGGGGGGGCGCGUGGCGAUCGGGCCACUUCGGCGACUUCGGCUGCCUGCACUUGUUUGCGGCAUUUGUUUGCUUCCCGAGGCAAGCAGGCCGCCUGCACUUGUUUGCGGCGUCAGGGAGUCACACGUUUGUCGCCUAGAGUGAUAUUGCACUGCCUUUCAUUUGACACGUUUGAUCGCCUUGAGUGGUCUUCAAUUGAUUUGUUUUUCACACGUUUGUCGCCUAGAGUGAUAUUGCACUGCCAUUCAUUUGACACGUUUGAUCGCUUUGAGUGGUCUUCAAUUGAUUUGUUUUACACGUUUGUCGCCUAGAGUGAUAUUGCGCUGCCAUUCAUUUGACACGUUUGAUCGCCUUGAGUUGUCUUCAAUUGAUUUGUUUUGCUGGGUGCUUCCGAGGCAGUCUCUGCAAUCUUUCGUUAUGCCACACGUACGGAGUGCAAGUGCUCGCAUUAUGCGUCGGGCGCUGGCUGUUCAAAACGGAUACUGUGUGCAUUUACCUAUUCGUUUGCCUCUGGAUGGUUUGGUGCCACCUACGUGUCUCCCACCACCAGGGCUGGAGCGGGCGACUGUCGAUUUGGUUCUAGAUUAUCUCUUGUUGCGCGAUCCACCUGUUGUUAAACGCAGUUUGGAGGAGGAGGAGGAGGAGGCCGACAUUAAGACUGUUUCGGAUAAUUUUUCUUGCCGUAUGCAGGCUUCUGAAUCGCUGGUUGAUGUAGAUAUUGGAGUGCAGGCUUCUGAAUCGCUGGUUGAUGUUGGAGUGCAGACGGUUGAUGUUGCGGACUUUCAUUGUGAAGUCGGCUGUCAGACAGAUAGUGUCGUUGGGAUGGAGGGAGGAGCUUCAGGAGUUCUUCUUGGGAAAGUGACUGUGGCGGCGGAGGAGGACCUGGGGGCACCCUCGAGUGCGGAGUCUUCUCCGAACGUGCAGUCUGAUUCUGAUAGCCGCGCCUUGUCAGGAGCGUCCCAGGGGUGUCUGAAUCGUCCCGUCACGCUCGAUGAGGUACCGAAGGAGUCGCGCCAGAGGGCUCGAGGGAGAGAUCGUGACAAGGUCAAGGGGACAUCGACGUGCUCUCAGGCCACCAUUGCCGAUGUCAAAGCGUGGAUUGACGCUGUUGCCAGCAUCAACGAGUUGAAUGCGAUCCAGUAUUUAAAGAACGGAAUGGAUUUGUUUGAUAAGCUGGUGACAGAACGUGGGUUCCCUACAAAGAAGGCCCAAAAAGAUUAUGUUCGGAAACUGUAUGAGAUGCUCCAGAAUGUGCAAGCGACGCUGGAGGAUCUUCUCGGAUUCUUCGAGGUGCACAGGUUCUUGACAGGACAAAUGAACCGCGCCGAGAUGGCCAAGUUUCUUGUGGUUUCCAAGUGCAGCGAUUACCGAAUAAUAUUCUUCGGACGCCCGAGGAGUUUCGACAAGUUGGGAUGAAGCUAUUCGUGCGCACUUGUAUGCAACUGUCGGUUCAAGAACAGCGAAGGCUGUAAUGCUUGUAUCUCACCUGUUCUUGUUUUCCUCACUUUAUCUCUCUGUUUGACCUCUCGCUGGAGCCAUGAUGGCUUCACGGCCCGCUGUGGGCCCCACUAAGCGCUUCAGGUGUGUAAAGGGCAGGAGCCCCCCAUAUUCUUCAGGUGACGUUCUUCCACGGGUUGUUUCCCCGUCUAAUUCGUGGAUUAUUUCACAUGUGACGUUGAGCAUACGCCUCUUGUCAUACGGCGGGUUGAACAUGCGUAUUUCGGAUUGGUUUGAUGUGAAUAAGAGUUUGUGCUCACUCACGCCUUGCCUGUUUGGAUGCGUCCGCUCCUUGCUCCGACUAGGCUGGAAAGCCUGCGCAGUCGACCGCAAAGUCCGCAAAAAACCAAGGUUGAAGAAGAAAACUAUGACUUGCAGGUCGGGGCAUGAUGCUGUCCUUGGGGAGCCUGUAGGGCAGACCCUAAAGACUCAGCGUGUUGAUCAUGAAGUUGCGCACGUGGGUUCGCACGUUCCUGUUCCUGCUCAGACGGCAGCUGAUGUGAAGAUGUCGGAGUUGGAGAAGGAUAACGAGGAUAACAUGCGGUGCUUACUACUUCAGACGAUGCAUAAGAUGGAUGACAAUACUGAGAGGAUCCAGGACGCCAUAGUAGUUCAGGGUAGUAAAAUCGAUAAUGUUCAGACCCAGGUACAGAAGCAGGGUGUUGCAAUUUCCAAUUUGGAGGCUAGACGAAAUCAACUUGAGGCCUCCGUCCAGAGACUUCAGGGACUGGUGCGAUCAGGUUCUGUGGCGAGUGCUGCGUCUACGAGGCCUGUGUCUACGAGACCUGCUAAUACUAUGCAUUGCACCUGAGUAUCUGCUGCCUGCCGCCGCCUCUCUUUGUUGCUUGCUUGUAUUGUGUCACGUGCUUAUUCAGUGAGACGGAUUCAGAGACAGGUUUCAUUCAUUUUCUUGAUUGUUUCGACGUGCUUGUUGAUUGAGAAUUACGGUUGCCUCAAAGAGGUUCGAUUGUAUUUGAUCUCAUUAAUUUAUUCUUCUUUUGACGAUGAGCAUACGUCUCUUGUCAUGCCGCGGGUUGUCGUCCGCCCUUUACUGCUUCCGACUAGGCUGGAAAGCCUGCACAGUCGACCGCAAAGUCCGCAAAAAACCAAGGUUGACGGUUUACCGCCGGCGCCCAGUCUCCGCCGGUCCAGAAUUCUCGCAGCAGCUCGCCUGACCCGGCAGCGUGUCCGGGAAAGCUUGACUCGUAGAGCUUCCCUGAGAGCGCAGCGGCGAAGCUUAAGAGUAAUUCGAAAACGCUGGCAGGCUAGUUGGCUCGAAAAAUCUCGACUGAACUUUUCACAACUUUGGCUUG